Messenger RNA from Cornus florida, 896 nucleotides. RefSeq lists its product as uncharacterized. The transcript has 2 exons. NCBI's taxonomy places the organism in Eukaryota, Viridiplantae, Streptophyta, Magnoliopsida, Cornales, Cornaceae. The record is from RefSeq and is a predicted model, not a curated record. The coding region runs from base 39 to 683 and encodes 214 amino acids.
AGAAAACCAAACCCUAGCCCAAAAAAAGUGGUGGUCUGAUGGCUCUACGGCUUCUUCUCCGCAGAAAUCAGUGGAACACGAAGAAAGCAAGCAUCACGUUCGGUUUAAUCAACCGCCAUCUCUGCCAUUCUCUGCCCUCUCCCGCCACCACCGCUACCACCGGUACAACCUUAGGGCCCAAUGUCCAAUGUCCAUGUCCCGAUAGGGAAACUUGGAUCCAUAGUAAAAUAACUCUGGAGGAACUUGUCAGACUCAACUACGCGAAUCAACAUAUGAGAGAACCCUUGGACGUCCCGGACGCUCACAAAGAUGAUCGUCGGAUUUUUCUCGCCCAACUCGCAGUAUCCAUUAUCAAUGACGCAAGAAGAGACGAUUCAAAAAGGGUUGAGUUUGUGCGGGUAGUAAGCGCCAAGUGGCUAAUGGUUCAUGGCACAAUUGACUUUAUUACUCUAGAGGCAGCAUCAAUUGAUGAUGAUGAUCGAAUCACAAAGUUUUACGAGGCAAAGUUUCUCAAAAGAAGAAAUUGCCUCGGGUUGAUGAGUUGGCGCGAGCUCGAGUCUCCUCCUAUCAUCAUUCAAUCUUCGGGUAACGAACUAAAGUUCCAGCUGCAGUUGGCUAAAAUUGAGCUGGAGUUGGCUAAACAAUACGAAACAGCUACUGCUAUUCUGAAGUUGAAAAAAUAGCAAUAUGGUGUUUUGCUGCUGCUAAGUUUUAACUUUAUUUUAGUGGACUGUCUAUGUAUGUUGUUUUCCGGUGGAUGGCUUAUUGAUUAUCCAGAAAUUACUGUUCCAGUUUAUUGUUCAAAUGAUGUCAAAUGGUAAGCCAAUAAAGGAUUUUUGUAUUCUGCAAUUCUAUUCGAUUAUUGGAAAGUUGAGGUCCUUUGAGUAGGCUACAAA